Messenger RNA from Tribolium castaneum (red flour beetle), 1603 nucleotides. Its product is annotated as fatty acyl-CoA reductase 1. Gene Ontology annotation, molecular function: alcohol-forming very long-chain fatty acyl-CoA reductase (NADP+) activity. Gene Ontology annotation, cellular component: peroxisome. The coding region runs from base 53 to 1537 and encodes 494 amino acids. The record is from RefSeq and is a predicted model, not a curated record. Gene Ontology annotation, biological process: long-chain fatty-acyl-CoA metabolic process. The transcript has 5 exons. Lineage: Eukaryota; Metazoa; Arthropoda; Insecta; Coleoptera; Tenebrionidae.
AUACAGUACUGCAGUUUGAUUCUUGCCUUUGUAUUGUUUAAUUAAAUGAAAAAUGAGUGAAACAAACCGAAUUUCUCAACUUUUCAAAGACCAAAACAUUCUAAUAACAGGAGCCACUGGUUUUUUGGGCAAAGUGCUAGUGGAGAAAUUUUUACGAUGCACCGAAGUGAAAAAAUUAUAUUUGUUGGUUCGGAGCAAGAAAGGAAAAAAUCCACAAGAGCGUCUCGACGAGCUUUAUAGUAACAUGCUUUUUGACGUUCUUAAACGUGAAAAUCCGUCCGUUCUUAAAAAAUGUCUGAUUAUUCCGGGCGAUAUCACUCAAGAAGGCCUCGGAAUCUCCACCCCCAACCGCAUCCUUCUCCAGGAAGAAAUUGAUUUUAUAUUUCACAGUGCCGCCUCCACGCGUUUCGACGACUCGGUCAAAACUGCCGUUAAAAUAAACACCAGAAGUACCAAAUACGUGCUCGACUUGGCACAAGAAUGCAAAAACUUAAAACUUUUGGUCCACGUUUCUACAGCUUAUGCUUUUCCAAACGUCAAGGUACUACAUGAAAAAUCGUACAACCCACCAAAAAACCCACAUGAAGUACUUGAAAUGAUCAAAUUUGGCAAAGACGAUGAUAUUGAAGAGCUACUUGGUGACGCACCCAACACUUAUACUUUCAGCAAGGCGUUAGCCGAGGCAUUAGUUGUGGAAAAAAUGGGCAUAGUCCCAUCAAUAAUAGUACGACCUUCCAUUGUGUGUCCCACCUUGGCCGAACCCAUUCCAGGAUGGGUCAACAAUCUGCAGGGUCCCAUGGGUUUGUUUGUGGGUGCUGGGAAAGGUAUAAUCCGCUCCAUGUACAUGCAAGGUGACUCGUACGCGGAUUUUGUACCGGCGGAUGUGACCAUCAAUGGUAUGCUUUCUGCCUCAUGGUACUACCUAAGUCACGACCAAAACGCCCAGUUUUACAACAUAACGUCUUCAUCACAAUACAAUUUUACAUGGGAGGAGCUCAUAACCACGGGCAAAAGUGUUAUUUUUAAUGAAGUACCAUUUAAUGGAGUUGUGUGGUACCCUGGUGGGUCGAUCAAAACAGUACGAUGGGUGCACGAGUUGUGUUUUUAUCUCUUUCAACUUUUACCAGCGAUUUUGAUUGACGUAAUUUUGGUACUACUUCGGUACAAACCAGUUUUGUACCAAAUUCAGAGAAGAAUACAAAAAGGGAAUGAAGUUUUUGAGUAUUAUACAAACCGGGCUUGGGAUUUUAGUAAUAGAAGAGCCAAUGAUGUCAAAGGUAUUAUGAAUGAGAUUGAGAGAAAAGUCUACAAAAUUGAUGGUGAAGGGUUUGACUUGAAGGACUAUUUAACGAAGUGUAUGUGGUGUCUCAGACGAAAUAAUUUGAAGGAAAGUGAUGAGACAGUACCUGCGGCUAGACGUCAUAUGAAAGUAAUGUGGGCCGUGGAUAUUGUAGUCAAAAUACUAUUCCUAGUAGUACUACUGUAUUAUGGGUACCAGUGGUACCAAACACUUACUCGUACCAUUUUAAGAUACUAAAAUGUAUGGUAUGGUUGUAUAUUUUUUGUAGUACUGCCAAUAAAACACAAUUAGUUAGUUUUUUAA